AUGAUGAUGAGCAAGCCCCAAGAGGCGGCCGCCAAACCGGCGGAAGCCAAAAAGACGGAUGCCGUUGCGGAUCUAGAACGUCGCCUUGCCAUGUUGGGUGACGAUGACCCGCCUCCCCCCAUGGAAGUGGCCGAGCAACAACAACCCCCUGCCUUUGCGGCUCCUCCUGCCGUAGCGGAAGCUCCAGCUGCUACCGGAAAGAAUGCCUUGCUGGCACGCAUCAUGGCGGCUCAGGAACGUGCCAAACAGGCCAAGCCCACGGCGGCACCCGAGGCACCACCACCCGACAUUUUUGACAUGGCGCCUCCUCCAGCUGCUGCUGCGACUCCUCCUCCGGCGUUUGACGAUGCCGCUUUCAUGGCUCCUCCUCAGGAAGAAGCUCCUCCUGCCUUUGACAUGUUGGGAGACGCAUUCGAUCUAAAGCCACCACCCGCUACGAUGGAACCAGCCGCUCCUCCCAGUUAUGCCACGGCACCACCGGCUCCUUCGGCCCCGACAUUUGAGGAUUUACUGGGAGGAACAGCUCCGCCUGCCGAGCAACUACUUCCACCUCCACCCAUGCCGGUGGAAGCGCAACAACCACCAACAGAGGAAUUUGAUGGAUUGGAAGGUCUUUCGGAAGCGGAAAGGAAUGCUUUGUUGGAAGAGCAGAGACGAAUUAUGGCAGAAAUUGAACAAAACAAGGCCGCUGGAAAAGCGCCUUCUUCGGCCAUUUCGGCUGCGGAUGCCUUUGAUCAGAGGAGCAAUGCAGCCGUGGCGAGGAUUGCGGGAGGAGAUCGCGUCAGGCUCCCUGGAAGUAGUACUAGUAGUGGUGCUGCUGCUGCUUCGGCGAAGCGCACGGUCAAAGUGAACGACAACCAGGAGGUGGCCCUGCAUGGCCAGGAACGAACACGUGCCGCCAUUGCCGAUGUGGUGAGCCCCGUGGAUAGAGACAAUGCAGUCACGUCCAAAGAGGAAGCGUUGCAGAUGGAAGCCGAUCGAAAGCUGGCCGAAGAACUUCAAAAGGAAGAGUACGGCGCGGCAGAACGAUCGGAACGCAGACAGAGACGUGCUCAGCAGCAACCGCGACAACAGGAGGCGCAGCAGGACAAAAAGGAUGAUUCUUGGUGGGGUUGGCUCGGAUUUGGAGGCGCUGAUGCAACCACUGCUACGACUCCCCAGCCUCAAACGCAACGGCAGACGCCUCAAUACCGGGGUGACAUGGGAGUGUCACGUCCUCCAGGUGCUGGUGGAUUGCAGGCAGUCAACACGGGUUCGUAUGACGGCGAGGAUCGCAGGUUGCUGGGAAACAGUGGCGGCGCUGGAGGAGCUCGUGUGGCGGAAUCCAAGCCACUGUUUGCGUGUGUGGCGGAUGGCGUCGCAGCGGCAGCCACUUCCUUCACGGGUGCAAUGAAUACGCAAAGUCUCGCUGCCGACGACGAAGGAAAUGUCCACGGAGUCGAUGGAUCAUCGCUGCUUGUUGUCUCACAAGCUGGUCGCAAUCAACCUGGCAACUAA
This is a messenger RNA of Seminavis robusta, 1497 nucleotides long. Lineage: Eukaryota; Bacillariophyta; Bacillariophyceae; Naviculales; Naviculaceae. The record is from the annotation of a GenBank genome assembly.